AUGGCAGGGUCUCGGCUUCAGGCUGGCUGCAAAAUCUGGGUGGCAGAAUCAGACAUGGCACUCCAUCGUGCUUGUGUUGCCCCGUUUGCAGAGUCACAGAGUCCAUCCCUUGAUGGGCAGGGGGGAAGGAGGAUGGCCACUCUGGAAGACGGCACCAUCUGCCCUCUCUGUGUGGCUUGUACUAUCAGCCGUGGCGGUCCAGCAUCCCCAAGUCUAUCCUCAAGAGUGUGUUGGAAUGUGCCUUGGAGCUUCCGGCGGAUUAGGGUAUCUUCGCUUUAUCAGGCAUACCCUUCUGGGCGCACAAGCAUGCCGCCUUCGGCGCUUCCAAGGAACGCUGAAACGAAUAGAGCAGUUGUCUGCACACAUAGCGUGGUCGGGGAGCUCAUAACGCUUCUUUUUUCUUCCCGUCGUGGGGUGGUAGUGGUGGAUGGGACACCGUCCGAAUGGGCUUGUGAUAUCCUGCAUGGCGGUGUAUUCGGCAACUUGAUUGUGCCCCCGCCCAAUCGGCAGUUGUAG
Messenger RNA from Ostreobium quekettii, 516 nucleotides. Lineage: Eukaryota; Viridiplantae; Chlorophyta; Ulvophyceae; Bryopsidales; Ostreobiaceae. The record is from the annotation of a GenBank genome assembly.